Molecule: messenger RNA, 2287 nt
Organism: Salarias fasciatus (jewelled blenny)
Lineage: Eukaryota; Metazoa; Chordata; Actinopteri; Blenniiformes; Blenniidae
Product: protein NLRC3-like
Exons: 4
Molecular function (GO): protein binding
Source: RefSeq, a predicted model, not a curated record
UUCAGGAGGAGGCUGAGUGAUGAGGAGCUGAGCAGCAGAAUCAUCUCCCACAUCCAGACAUCCAGGAGCCUCCACAUCAUGUGUGGAAUCCCAGUCUUCUGCUGGAUCACUGCUACAGUUCUGGAGCACAUGUUGAGCAGCGAGCAGAGAGGAGAGCUGCCCCAGACCCUGACUGACAUGUACUCCCACUUUGUGUUGGUUCAGACAGACAGGAAGAAGCUCCAGUAUCAUGAAGGACCUGAGACGGGUCCACAGGAGCUGACGGAGGCUGACAGGGAGUUUCUUCUGAAGCUGGGCAGGAUGGCCUUUAAACAUCUGGAGAAAGGAAACAUGGUGUUCUACCAAGAAGACCUGGAGCAGUGUGGUCUGGAUGUGACUGAGGCCUCGCUGUACUCUGGAAUCUGUACUCAGAUCUUCAAAAGAGAGUCUGUGAUCUUCCAGAAAGCUGUCUACAGCUUCGUCCAUCUGAGUGUUCAGGAGUUUCUGGCUUCGGUCUUCAUGUUCCACUGUUUCACCAACAGGAAGACAGACAUACUGAAGACCUUCCUGGAAGAUGAUGAUGCUUUCAACUCUUUAGACAUCUUUCUUCAUAAAGUUGUGCAGAAGUCCCUGAGAAGUCAGAAUGGACACCUGGACCUGUUUGUCCGCUUCCUUCAUGGCCUCUCUCUGAAAUCCAACCAGCAACUUUUAGAAGGUCUGCUGGGUCAGACCGAGAUUAGUCCAGAAACCAUCCAGAGAGCCAUCAAGAUCCUGAAGGAGAUCAACAGUCAUGGAAUGUCUCCUGACAGAAGCAUCAACAUCUUCCACUGUCUGAUGGAGAUGAAGGACCUCUCAGUACAUCGGGAGAUCCAAAAGUUCAUGAAGUCAGAGAACAGGUCAGAGAAGAAACUCUCAGAGAUCCACUGCUCAGCUCUGGCCUACAUGCUGCAGAUGUCAGACCAGGUUCUGGAGGAGUUGGACCUGCAGAAUUACUGCACAUCAAAGGAGGGACGAAGGAGACUGAUCCCAGCUGUAAGGAACUGCAGGAAGUUUCGAGUUUCAUACUGUGAGCUCUCUGAUUCUGACUGUGAAGUGAUCUCUUCAGCUCUGAUGUCUGAUCCCUCCCAUCUGAAAUAUCUGGACAUGAGUUACAACAACCUGAAGAAUCUGUCAGUGAAGACUCUGUGUUCUGGACUACAGAGCCCAAACUGUAAACUGGAGACUCUGAGGUUGGAGGACUGCAGUGUGUCGAACAUCGGCUGUUCUUCUCUGGCCUCAGCUCUUAAGUCCAACUCCUCCCACCUGAGGGAGCUCUACUUGAGUUACAACCAGCUGCAGAAGUCAGAUGUGCAGCAGCUGGUUGAUCUCCAGCAGAGUCCAGACUGCAGCCUGCAGACUCUGAGGUGGAUGUGAGAGCAGAGAGGACGUUUUGUGUCCUGAAGAUCUACUGAGAGCAGAGUUUCAUCCAGCAUUGAGCAAUAGAGGAACCAGCAGAAGAUCUGCAGUGUGAAAAGCUGUGAGAGUCCAACAUCAAACCAGGGUUCCUCUGAAUGUGACAGAGAAUCAUCACAGUGUGUGAACUGUAUCUCCCCCUCCUCUGUCAUUUUUCCACUUCAUUUUGCCAGUAAUUAUUUGAAGCCAACUGAAGUCUUAAGGUCCAGCUCCAGUCUAUUUCUUCAGUUUUAGUCUGCUGCUGAUUGUGACUCACUGGUUAACAGGAGAAUUUCAAACUAGCCUCCAUGUUAAGAAGGUUGCAGACCUGUUCCAGACAAAGACAGAUUGUGUUUCACUUCAAUUAAUACGUUUAGAAAACUGACAGACUUCACAGAGAAGUUAAGCUUCUUAAUUAAGUUCUUUGUUACGUUCACGAUACACAUCCACAGUAAUUACAUCAAUGUCUGUUAUUAAUCUUCAAACUGGUCGAUCACUGCUGUUUAAGGUCUGUUUUUAUUCAGACCGAAGGCAGUUUAGAAAUGAAAUAACUUUGCAUUUGAACCAAAAUAAUGUCCCAGUAAGGCUCGACUAUUCAUAAAAAAACAUGUGGCUUAAAAAAAAUAUGUAUAUAUCUGAAGCUUCACCUUGAUUGUAUGGUACAAACUUUCAGGACCAUGGACAGCACUCUAAACCCAGUAAUGAAGUCCCAGUGCUGUGGAAGAUGGAUCUUCAGAACUGUGAACACUUGUACCGUAACUCCAGUGAACAGUCAGAUAUGUGAUGUACAGUAGUCAGUAAUCAAUUCACCUUUUUUUCUCUCUCUCUUUUUUUUUUUUUACUGAAAACAUUGAACACCAGUGGCGGCUGCUGGUCU